AUGGACGCAACACCGCACAAAACAGCGAUCACAUCGCACAACCAGUAUCGCACCACCGGUCUCGAACGGUCCGACCUCUCCGCCUCCCCCAUCGUGCAGUUCAAUACGUGGUUCAAACACGCCAACGAGCACGGGGUGCCGGAGCCUGAGGCGAUGACGAUCUCCACGGUCUCUCUCGCCAACGGUAUCGCACGACCCAGUUCCCGCGUCGUGCUGCUGAAGCAGGUGGACGAGCGAGGGUUUUUGUUCUUCUCGAAUUACUCCUCAAGAAAGGGACGGGAGCUGGAGGGUCAUCCGUAUGCAUCGUUGGCGUUCUACUGGAAGGAGCUGUCUCGAUCGGUGCGGGUCUGCGGAAAAGUGGAGAAGUUGAGCAAAGAAGAGAGUAAGGCGUAUCAUGACUCCCGUCCAUUGGGCAGUCGAAUUGGCGCUUGGGCAAGUCCUCAGUCCACCACGAUCCCCGAUCGCCAGACGUUGGAGAAGAAGGUGCACGACGUGGAGGACAGGUUUGGCGUCCCCGGUGCAGCAGGGUUGGACGAAGGCAAGAAGUGGGAGGGCGACGAGAAGAUAGACGUGCCACUACCGGAGUUCUGGGGUGGAUACAGGAUCGUUCCAGACGAAGUGGAGUUCUGGUGCGGAAGGCCGAACAGGCUGCACGAUCGAUUCAGGUAUACGAGGAGUCUGGACAGUGGAAAGAGCGCAAGCGAGGAUACGUGGACCAUCGACAGACUUGCUCCCUGA
Messenger RNA from Kalmanozyma brasiliensis GHG001, 738 nucleotides. RefSeq names its product Pyridoxamine 5'-phosphate oxidase-like, FMN-binding domain protein. Gene Ontology annotation, molecular function: pyridoxamine phosphate oxidase activity; FMN binding. The record is from RefSeq and is a predicted model, not a curated record. Gene Ontology annotation, biological process: pyridoxine biosynthetic process. The coding region runs from base 1 to 738 and encodes 245 amino acids. The transcript has a single exon. NCBI's taxonomy places the organism in Eukaryota, Fungi, Basidiomycota, Ustilaginomycetes, Ustilaginales.